GACAUUGGCAAAUCUUUUCUGCUUCACUGAACUAUCCGUCUGCUCCACCCCCGGCAAACGUUAGUCAGCCUGAACCCCUAAGGAGUUUUGCCCGUCUGUGAUAAAUCCUCCAACUGGAGAUUUGGCUGCAUCCGAGACCCGAGCGCCGAUCUACUGCUUCUCCAACACCAUGGAGGCUUCUCUUGCCAUCUGCAUCCUCGCUGCUCUCCUGGCUACGGGGGCCGGUCUGCGGUGUGAGGUUUGCGAUGGAUCAGGAACCACCUGCACGGGCGAUCUAGAUACCUGCCGAAAUAGGGAAGACUCUUGUGGCAUCACUCUGACAGAAGACACAGCAGCGGGAAGGAAGACCCAGAACGUUCUCAAGAGCUGUUUGUCACCCAGCCAAUGUAAAGCUGGAGCCAUCUCUAUGAAUUUUGGGACGGCAAAGGCCAGAAGGAUGAGCAUCACCUGCUGCCAGACAGACAGCUGCACACCGGACUCUGUUAAAGUGCCCCCAGCUGACACCGAACCCAACGGCCGGCGCUGCCGUGGCUGCUACGCUAUGUCCACUGAUCACUGCCAUGAACAGACCAUAGCGUGUACUGGAGCCGAGACCCAAUGUUUGGACGUCGCCGGGCCCCUAAAAUCUGGUGGAAAUACCACUGAGAUCAUCAUGAAGGGCUGCGUCACCGUGUCCGUGUGCUCCCAGAUAAAUGCAGGUUCUGGGACCUUCCUGGGGAUCCGUGGAGAUCUACCCAAGCACACAUGCAGAGCAGCUACCAGCGCAGCCGGCACAGCUCUGGGACCAGCCGGGCUCCUUCUUCCCGCCCUCACUGGGCUCCUCCUGCUGAAAUUUCUCUCCUGAUUCCCCACCCCAUGCAAUGGCCCUGCCACAUUCAAUAACACCCCGGCUGCCUGUGUCUGCCCCUCUCUGCAGCCGCUCUCCCCUCUCAGGCGCUCUGGGCAGCGGCCGGAUUCGCUUCCCCUUUAUAUUGUUCCACUUAAUAAAACAAAC
Messenger RNA from Emys orbicularis (European pond turtle), 994 nucleotides. Its product is annotated as phospholipase A2 inhibitor and Ly6/PLAUR domain-containing protein-like. The coding region runs from base 170 to 844 and encodes 224 amino acids. NCBI's taxonomy places the organism in Eukaryota, Metazoa, Chordata, Testudines, Emydidae. The transcript is spliced from 6 exons. Gene Ontology annotation, cellular component: extracellular region. The record is from RefSeq and is a predicted model, not a curated record. Gene Ontology annotation, molecular function: phospholipase inhibitor activity.